Messenger RNA from Fusarium tjaetaba, 765 nucleotides. Its product is annotated as short chain dehydrogenase. Bases 1 to 765 code for a protein of 254 amino acids. NCBI's taxonomy places the organism in Eukaryota, Fungi, Ascomycota, Sordariomycetes, Hypocreales, Nectriaceae. The record is from RefSeq and is a predicted model, not a curated record. Gene Ontology annotation, molecular function: oxidoreductase activity. The transcript has a single exon.
AUGCCUGGCCCUCAGAAACUACGUGGAAAGCAUGUUCUAAUUAUAGGCGGCACAAGUGGAAUCGGUCGUGGCGUCGCCAUAGCCGCAAUCCGAGACGCAGCUCACGUCACCGUUGUUGGCUCAUCACAAGCCACAGCUGACAAGGCCGUCCACUAUAUCAAGUCAGAGUUUCCAGAAGCCAAGAUAUCUGGAUACGGCUGUGAUCUAGACUUGGAUAGCCUUGAAUACGAUCUCCAAGGACUCUUCGACAAGAUCGACACAGUAGACCACGUUGUCAUGACGGCUGCCAACUCCCACCCACGACAAACAUCGAUCCAGGCCAUAACGAGUCAAGAGCUUGGCUUGGCCAACAAGAAAUUACAGGCGAUGGUAACUCUGGCAAAGGUUGCUUCACGACGCCUUCCUCCGAGUCGACAUUCCAGUCUUACGUUCACUUCGGGAAGCAUUGCAGAUCAACCCCAGCCUGGGUGCAGUGUCCUUGCAUACAUAGCCCAAGGAAUGCUGGGCCUCGUUCGUGGUUUGGCCUUGGACAUGAAACCUGUGCGAGUUAAUCUUGUCAAGCCCGGCUACGUCCUAGACACCGGGUUAUGGUCGCAAAUUCCAGACGAGCAAAAGUGGAAUGUCCGUGAAGAAUUGGUCCGCAAGAACCCAACUGCUAGUGAGGGCUUGGUUGAGGAUGUUGCUGAAGCAUAUGUGUAUUUGAUGAAGGAUGGAAACUGCACUGGAGAAGUUGUCAGCACGAGGAGUGGGCAACACUUAGUCUAG